AUUGAAUUGACCGCUGGAAUCGAUUCACUUUAGGAGACACCUCAUGGCUGACAGAAAAGCUCCAUCGUACCCAGGGUUACGGACGAGCUUGAGGGGCAGUUACGCGCGGUCGAUCCUCAACUAAUAGAACUUAGAAAGCUAAGGUAUCUUGGAUGACAAGCCUCAUUCAUUGUCUUACUUCAGCUGUGUACUCUCCUCUAGUUGUGCUUUGGCACUUUCUUCGAUUCCCCAUCCUGCUUCUUUUCUUACCUUACCUUACCUACUUCUCAUUAUUUAAUUCCUGUCAAGUGGAAGAUGAUCAGCAUGAUUUGAAUGCUUGAGUGCCUCGCCCCGCACAAACCCCUUUUACGCGAAACCUUGCAGCGAAUCCUCGAUACUGUGCAUUCCGCGUCGAGCAGCAUUCGACGAACCCUUGAAAUCUGGCAACUCCGUUUGCAAUUUCCGCGAUCCAACGUUCUUUCCGACACGACGUAUCCAAUUGUGCAUCAAUUUGGGCAACAUGGCGGCUGGUAGCGCACGUAUUGUGCGAUACAUCCUUUUCGCUUUCUUUUUUAUCGCAGUCCUCUACUUCAUCUCGCACUCCUCACCCCAGGGUCUACCGCUGACGCCCGAUAACUUUGGGGUGGGUAAAGGCUCGAGUUCGUCAGGCUUGGGGAAAACUGAAGGCGCGCCAUCAGGCGAAAAGGAAUCGACUGGCUUCGGCUCGACAGGCAUAGAAUCAUCGUCAUCAGCAGGCACAUCCAAGGAGGACAUACCUGGCAGCAAGCAGAGCACCAAAGGCAAAGGCAGCAGUAGUUAUGGCGAUAUCAAGGAUUCGACUGCCCAUGGCGACCUUGCCGAAGCCCCAAUGGCACUCACGCCGGCGGAUGCUGGAUGGGACAACCUUCUCGGUACGGCUCCAGGGCCCCGCAUGAAUGCCACCUUUGUCAGUUUGGCACGAAACAGCGAUGUAUGGGACAUUGCGCGAUCGAUCCGCCAGGUCGAGGACCGAUUCAAUCGGCGAUACAACUACGACUGGGUCUUCCUCAACGACAAGCCAUUCGACGCCCAAUUCAAGAGAGUCACCACAUCCUUGGUGUCGGGCAAGACCUUCUACGGCGAAAUCCCACAUGAGCACUGGUCCUUCCCCGAUUUCAUCGACCAAGACAAGGCUAAGAAGGUGCGCGAGGAUAUGGCCCAGCGAAAGAUCAUCUACGGCGACUCGGUCAGCUAUCGUCACAUGUGCCGCUUCGAGUCCGGCUUUUUCUUCCAACAGCCUCUGAUGUUGAACUACGAAUGGUACUGGCGUGUUGAGCCCAGCAUUGAACUAUUCUGCGACAUCCACUACGACCCCUUCCGGUUCAUGGCCGAAAACAAGAAGAAGUACAGCUUCGUGCUCAGCUUGUACGAAUAUGUCGAAACUAUCCCCACUCUCUGGGACAGUGUCAAGAAAUUCAUGAAAAACCACCCCGAACACAUUGUUGAGGGCAACUCGAUGGGGUUCCUCAGCGACGACGGCGGUGACACGUACAAUCACUGCCACUUCUGGUCCAACUUCGAAGUUGGCAACCUGAACUGGCUGCGAUCGAAGGCUUACACCGACUUCUUUGAGGCUCUUGACAAGGACGGUGGUUUCUUCUACGAACGAUGGGGAGAUGCUCCUGUCCACUCCAUCGCUGCCGGUCUCAUGCUUAAGAAAGAGGAGAUUCACUUCUUCAACGAUAUUGCCUACUACCACGUACCCUUCACCCAUUGCCCGACUGGCGAGAAAACUCGCAUCGAUCUCGGAUGCCAUUGCAACCCUAAGGAUAACUUUGACUGGAAGGGCUACUCUUGCACCGCAAGAUAUUUUGAGCUCAACGGGCUGGAAAAGCCUGAGGGAUACGAGAACCAACAGGAUUAGGUGUCACAUCAAUUUGGAAUUUUGUAAGAUUAGUAUUGCUAUAAUGGUGGGUUCAUGACAACUCAAUCGCGUGCAUGUUAACCGGCUCAAGAGGGAACGGAAACACUUAGGGGGAUGAUAGGCGUGACAGGUUUUUCUAAAUCGGACUGGAAAUCCAGACUUCUUCGUGUGUAGAUACUUCACAUUUCAUGGGUCAGGUCAUCGUUCGAAUCUGACGCCGGAUUGCUUCUUCUAUGGU
Molecule: messenger RNA, 2120 nt
Organism: Pseudomassariella vexata
Lineage: Eukaryota; Fungi; Ascomycota; Sordariomycetes; Amphisphaeriales; Pseudomassariaceae
Product: alpha-mannosyltransferase
Exons: 4
Coding region: 500-1882 (460 amino acids)
Biological process (GO): cell wall mannoprotein biosynthetic process; protein N-linked glycosylation; protein O-linked glycosylation
Cellular component (GO): membrane; Golgi apparatus
Molecular function (GO): alpha-1,2-mannosyltransferase activity
Source: RefSeq, a predicted model, not a curated record